ACGAUUAGUAACGUACGUCAACUACAGUGAACAACAACAAUACUUGCAUCAUGACCGAAGGAGUAACAGUACAAGAACUAGCUGAAUCUAUUUUCGAUGAUCUCGUAUUGGCAAUCAUCAACCAACAAACAUUGACAAGUUAUGCCAACCACACUUCCAUCAAGAGUCAAACGGCCAGGAAUGAAGAACAAGUUCAACAAAUUACCAACCUCGAAGAAGGACUGAAACUAGAUGUGUAUGGACAGGAUAAGAUCAAAUUGAAGAGUGCUGAGACUAGUCGAUAUUUUAGUUGUGAGAAUUGUGGACGAAAGAUUGCCGGUGGAAGAUUUGCCUCGCAUGUCAACAAGUGUUUAGAGAGAAGAAGGAAGUAGCAAACUUGUUAUAGAUCAUUCAUUGUGUAUUUGACUACUGCAUUUAUAUAUGCAACAGACAGACCCAAGAACUGCCGAAAUGUAGGGUACUAAGGAAACCUUGUUCCUGUGCUACAACGGAAAGGGUGUUUACAACGCCGAUAACCCCACAGAAAGAUGAAAAAAGGGGGCAUCUCCGACUAAAUGAACGGAUGCUUGGAAGCGUGUCUAACUGACCGAUUUGUGGGGGAGGGAAACACAAUGGCAAGGGGGUUCUGCGGCAGAGGGGAAAACGUUGCAAGAAAAAAGGGGAUGGAAAUCAUUAGAGUUAUCUCCUCACUGCAGCCAAGACCAUCUAACCUUAGAUGCUAUUGUAUCUCUUGUAUAUAAACUACAUAACAAUAAUCAAACUAGCUCCUUGUUAAUAUUAUAUACGGUUAUAUC
This is a messenger RNA of Spathaspora passalidarum NRRL Y-27907, 794 nucleotides long. Its product is annotated as SAGA histone acetyltransferase complex subunit. NCBI's taxonomy places the organism in Eukaryota, Fungi, Ascomycota, Pichiomycetes, Serinales, Debaryomycetaceae. Bases 51 to 371 code for a protein of 106 amino acids. The transcript has 2 exons. The record is from RefSeq and is a predicted model, not a curated record.